AUGCCUGGCGGCCUGCCAUCGUCAGUCGUCGCGACCGGCGCCGAAAAGGCCUCGGGCGACUCUGAACACGACUCCAGGUCAAGAUCCAGCUUAGAACGCAUCAAGUCCCACCACUCUCACCACCUCCACAACGCGGAUGUUCAAAGCUCCUCAGAAGUCCCGGAUGUUGGUGCCAUCCUUGCACGACAUUCUUCUGUCGACGAUGCCCGUUCCUUGGCGUCCAUUGACCGGCCUCCCUCCGAGGACGAAAAGUUGCCUGCAGCCAAGAUUUACAAACCGCUAUCCUUCCCCGUCCUCGCCCUGUUCUUUCCCGCCUCCAUUCUUGGCGUUCUUGCCCGGCUGGGGCUGGAGGCUAUCACGACGUACGAUGGAAGCGCUAUCUUCCACUUGCAUACGUCCAAGCUCGAUCACCACUGGGUUCUGCGGAUCCCUGACCACGUUCUCCGGAUGGCAGCUCGACGUGUUCGAGUCCUGGACAACAGCACCGGCUCCCACCGCGACUGGUUUCGAGAUGCGAUCGACGGCAUCGGCCAAAGCGUCUUCACCCUCGCCAUCUCCCUCUCCGCGGUCACCUUCGGCGCACACCUCGCCUCGCUCGUCCGCCCGCGCGUCCCCGCGCUCCGCACGCCCCCACGCUGGGCCCGCUACGCCCUCUCCGCGCUCGCCGUGCUCACCUACGCCGCCGCCUUCCCCGCGUACUUCCUUCUCCCCGCGCACGUCCGCGCGCAGGCGACCGCCGCGCUCCUCUUCGCCCCGCCCGGCGCGCUCGCCCGCUACGCGCUCUCGCUCGCGCUCAACCCGCGCCUCACGCUCUUCCCGCUCGGCACGUUCGCCGCGAACGCGCUCGGCACCGCCGCGCUCGGCGCGCUCCAGCUCGCGCAGAGCGUGCGCGUCCCCGGCCCGCCGUCCCCGGCCGCGUGCGCGCUCCUCAAGGGCCUCGGCGACGGCUUCUGCGGCUGCCUGACGACGGUGAGCACGUUCGCGGUCGAGGUGCGCGCGCUCGACGCGCGCCGGGCGUGGCUCUACGUCGGCCUCAGCUGGUUCGUCGCCCAGGCGCUCCUCGCGGUCAUCCUCGGCUCCGCGAUCGGGUCGGGGAACGUCGCGAGGGCGCCCACUUGCGUGUACCCGUAG
Messenger RNA from Epithele typhae, 1131 nucleotides. RefSeq names its product CrcB-like protein-domain-containing protein. The transcript has 3 exons. Gene Ontology annotation, biological process: fluoride transmembrane transport. Gene Ontology annotation, cellular component: membrane. The record is from RefSeq and is a predicted model, not a curated record. The coding region runs from base 1 to 1131 and encodes 376 amino acids. Gene Ontology annotation, molecular function: fluoride transmembrane transporter activity. NCBI's taxonomy places the organism in Eukaryota, Fungi, Basidiomycota, Agaricomycetes, Polyporales, Epitheliaceae.